AUGGUCAGCUCCUGUUGUGGCUCCGUCUGCUCUGACCAGAGCUGUGGCCGAAGUCUCUGCCUGGAGACCUGCUGCCGCCCCAGCUGCUGCCAGACCACCCGCUGCAGGACCACCUGCUGCCGCCCCAGCUGCGGCGUGUCCAGCUGCUGCCGCCCCGUCUGCUGCCAGACCACCUGCCGCCCCAGCUGCGGCGUGUCCAGCUGCUGCCGCCCCGUCUGCUGCCAGACCACCUGCCGCCCCAGCUGCGGCGUGUCCAGCUGCUGCCGCCCCGUCUGCUGCCAGACCACCUGCCGCCCCAGCUGCGGCGUGUCCAGCUGCUGCCGCCCCGUCUGCUGCCAGACCACCUGCCGCCCCAGCUGCGGCGUGUCCAGCUGCUGCCGCCCCGUCUGCUGCCAGACCACCUGCUGCCGUACAACUUGCUGUCGCCCCAGCUGUGGUGGAUCCUCUUGCUGA
Messenger RNA from Budorcas taxicolor (takin), 453 nucleotides. RefSeq names its product keratin-associated protein 4-1-like. Lineage: Eukaryota; Metazoa; Chordata; Mammalia; Artiodactyla; Bovidae. Gene Ontology annotation, cellular component: keratin filament. The transcript has a single exon. Bases 1 to 453 code for a protein of 150 amino acids. The record is from RefSeq and is a predicted model, not a curated record.